AUGGAAGUCGACGACGUCCUGCAAGAAUGGACCUGGCGCCAGCCCUUUGACCUGAUUCAUAUGCGCCAGCUAAUAGGCGCUUUCACGCCGGAAGAAUGGGACGGUUUAUUCAGCCAGUGCUACAAAAACUUGAACCCAGGAGGCUGGAUCGAACAAGUAGAAGGCGACCCUCGAAUCAAUUGCUCAGACUCCAGCAUGUCCCCGGACUGCAGCAUAGUCCAGUUUACAGAAGCGGUGUUCCGCGCCGGGAAGGAAUGGAAUCAUCCCCUCGACACGCUGGACACAAUGCGCGCAGCAAUGGAAAAGGCGGGCUUUGUCGACAUCCAUGAGAAAGAGUAUAGAUGGCCUGUUGGCCCAUGGGCGCGAGACCUUACGCUUAAAGAAGCCGGCAGAUUGCACUAUCAUCAGUGGACGGCUGGUAUGGAGGGCUGGGGCAUGUAUCUCCUGACUAAAUUUGGGGUUCCGACGCCGUGGUCGAAAGAAGAAGUACAGGUCUUACUGGCCAAGGUCAGGAAGGACUUGCAGGAUCCGCGUAUUCACACGUGGCAGUAUGCGUAA
Molecule: messenger RNA, 558 nt
Organism: Penicillium coprophilum
Lineage: Eukaryota; Fungi; Ascomycota; Eurotiomycetes; Eurotiales; Aspergillaceae
Product: class I SAM-dependent methyltransferase
Exons: 2
Coding region: 1-558 (185 amino acids)
Source: RefSeq, a predicted model, not a curated record